Micropterus salmoides (largemouth bass) is the source of this 1596-nucleotide messenger RNA. RefSeq names its product CMP-N-acetylneuraminate-beta-galactosamide-alpha-2,3-sialyltransferase 1-like. The transcript has 6 exons. Lineage: Eukaryota; Metazoa; Chordata; Actinopteri; Centrarchiformes; Centrarchidae. The coding region runs from base 556 to 1521 and encodes 321 amino acids. Gene Ontology annotation, molecular function: beta-galactoside (CMP) alpha-2,3-sialyltransferase activity. The record is from RefSeq and is a predicted model, not a curated record.
UGGAGCAGCAGGCAUUCCACUAGUUCUUUAUCAUCAACCUCAGAUGCUCUGAUGUAAAUAUAGGCUAUGUUUACUCAACUGAACUGUAGUAGAGGUGGAUUAUUCUCUGAUCAGGUAAGACAAAAAUAAAAUCAACAGGCUACGUUUGAACGGAUUCAGCUUUGUUGGUUAAUUUUAAUGGACAACAUAAUUGUCACAGAUUUUAGGUAUGCUAUAUUUUGGCUUAUGAAAUGAAUGGAAAUAAUAACAGAAAUCAACUGAAAAAAGAAUUUAGACUAUUAUUAUUCAUAUUAUUAAUAUUAAUGAUAACCAUGUUUGUAAUUAUAAAGUUAUUUAAUGUUUUUGCAUUCAUUCUCAAUCCUCAACAAGUCCUCAUGAAAGAUUUCAUAAUGACUAGCAGCUGUGUUUGCCUGAUAUUAAAAUGAUGUGACAUAAUGUACCAAUCUGCUUUAUUUGCUGUUGCUGGUUUUAGACUAAAAUAAACAAUACGACAGUUUACAUAUUUCACCACACUCUUUGUCUACAGAGUGGAAUCACAAGGUUCACACAGCCAAGAUGAAGGCAAAAGUGAGGAUGUUUGUUGUCCUGCUGUGUGUGACUGGCAUCUGGGUGUUGAGAGGACAUGUUUCAAGAGGGUUUUCAGAACACCUCAACCAGCUCCAGGACACAAACCCCUGUGCUUGUGACAAAUGCUUAUCAGAAGAUGAUCUGUGGUCUAUGCCGCGUUUCCACACAUCUGUUGAACCAUUUUUGUCAGCGCAAUACAAUCUCUCAGAGGAUGCUUUCAACUGGUGGAAGCGCUUACAGGUUGAAAGCCGCAACUUUAGUACCUAUAAAAAAACAGUGGACAGGCUGUUUGAGAUGUUCCCAUCCAGUCCAGAUGUCAUAAAACCCAGCCCUGACCUCUGCAGGAGUUGCGCUGUGGUGGGGAAUUCUGGUCAUUUGAAGCGAUCACGAUAUGGACCUCUCAUAGAUUUACAUGAUGUCAUCAUAAGAAUUAACCAUGGUCCUACCAAAGGCUUUGAAGCAGAUGUCGGGACCAGAACAACUCAUCAUGUCAUGUAUCCAGAGAGUGCCGUGGACUUGGAUAACAACACUCAUCUUGUGCUGUUUCCAUUCAAGAUACAAGAUCUCGAGUGGCUCAUCAAGGCCUUCUCUACUGGAUUUACUGGAAGGUCCCAUUUGCCAGUUAAUUCAAAUAUCAAAGCUAACAAGGAUUUGGUGAUGGUGAUCAAUCCAGCUUUCAUGAGGUAUGUUUAUGAGACGUGGCUGCAAAAGAAGGGCAGUUAUCCAUCCACUGGCUUUAUGGCUUUGAUUCUUGCCCUCCAUAUUUGUGACGAGGUCCAUGUGUUCGGUUAUGGAGCAGACAAAUAUGGAAACUGGAAUCAUUACUGGAAAAAACUCAAAGACACAAAGUUUAAAACUGGAAAACAUCCUGGAAGUCAUGAGUAUGGAAUUAUCGAGGAGCUAGCUAAGCAACAAAAGAUCAAGUUUUUUACAGGGUGUAGAUCUUUCUCUUAGCAUUUAAACUAUUCAUAAACUUGAUAGCAAAUAAUUUAUUAAAAAAAAAAAAAAAAAAAAAAAAAAAAAAAAAUA